AUGGUCCGAAUCAAGAUUACUGGACCUGCGUCAACGGUCCGGUUACAGCAUGCACAACCUCACAAUGACCUUGUUUCCAGCACUACAACCUCCUCUUAUAUUCGGCCAUCUCCGGUACGAAGUGUGAUAGACGAUUCCUCUAGAUUAACUGCCCAGGAAGAUCCACUUCUGAUGCAAAAACAACAAAGUUUGGAAAUGGUAAAGAUCAUGCUGCAUGUAUCGUUCGGCACCCUCUUUUAUCUUCGGGAGUUUCUGCCACUUCCAUGCUUUGACGACAGGGAUCUGAAAGAGACACACCGGCAGCAGAAGUUUUCCUACCAUGAAUUCGUCAAUGGCAAUUUAAUAUCCAGCAUCGCUAGGGAGAAUUCCGAUGCCACUUUUGGGAGCGGUAGAAGAGGCCAACCGUUAAAGAUUCUUCUCCGUGGCUCUGAUCCUAAGACGGAUUCAAUUCUCGAUGUCCUAGAAACUGGUAUCUUUGAUGCUAUGAGCAAGAGAGUUCUCGAAGCCGUGCAAUUGACCAUUCUCGUUGACAAAAACGCCCCUGACAACGUAUUGGAAUCGUAUACCUUCUCAUUUAAAUACACUGGAGGACAAGGAAACCUAAAUGACCGCCUGGAAAGUAUCUCAGUAGAACCCGUCGGCUAUACCGCCAACAUGAAGUGUGCCCAGACUGCUCGAGUAGGGCUGGAAACAAUAGUUAGGCGUCUAAUAACGCUCAGCUCAUUUCUCCCUACCCUUCCAAACAAACGUAACCUUGGUAUUCACUUGUUCUACACUGAAGACUGUCCAUCCAAUUACGAGCCUCCUGGCUUUACUGAUGCAAGAGAUGGUACACUCCACUAUCCUCUAGCUGAGAAUUGGACAAAAGAGACCCAGACCUGUGGUGUGAUGGAUAGCGGAUGUCACAAGGUUGGACUCAAGGUGACAUCGCUCAAGUGGACUGGCCCCGAGCCAGAAGGGUCAGACUCAUUGCCUCAAAUACCGCCCAACCUUGAAUAUAAGGACACCGUGCCACGAUCAGACGAUAUAGGGGUUGAGGAUUGCAGUAAACAACAGAAAUCUACAGAUGGAGCAGGGAACCUUCACGAGGUGACGCAGGAUGUUGCUGAGAGGGAAAGAUUGCGAAUGAUGAUUCCUUCCCAAGAAACCCUAUCCUCGGACACUGACUUUAUUCCCACACAGCCCCUGAGGGCUAGUCUCGUGGCUGGGCCCGAUAAUAUGGAGGCCACAGGUCAAUGCCAGACACAUAGGUUCCUUCUUUCCAGGCGAAAGAUGGAGGAGAUUCGAGAGUAUUUCGAUUCACGAAACUCGGGUGCUUUGCGGAACGGCGAGAUUUGGAGGCAUGCUGUUAGAUGCGAGUGUGGCUGGGAAGGAGAAGAAAAAGCCAUGCUUGAAUGUGCUUUCUGUCAUACGCGACAGCACCUAGUCUGCUAUGGGUAUGAAGGUGUACAGGAUCCAAGGAUUCCAGAUGUUCAUGCUUGCUACCGAUGCCUCCUCGAGCAAAACGAAAGCUCAAUUCUUCAUGAAGUGAAGAAACUCACGCUCGUUAGAAGAACUCUCCGGGUGAUAUUAGAAGAAGGGUACCCAUGCAGAACGGCGCUAUUCUCCGAAAAAACCCACUGCAGUGGAUCGACUGUGAUUCAGAUAACGAAUCGUCUCCGGAAGGAAGGGUUUUUGCAACCAACUCCAGGCUCUAAAAGCAAGGGCUUUUUGCGAAAAGGAUUGCCGAAGUUCAGAGUUCCUCACUCCGAAGAUAUCCGACAAAGAAUGAAAAGGGAAAUCCUUGAUCCUAUGGUAAAGAUCCAACAUCAUUACACCAAGCAAUUCCCCCACGAUUCGCUCGAGGCACCUAGCCCCCCUGCGACUGACCUCAAUAACCUGAGCACACCCAACUCGCAACAGGAAGAAAUUUCUGCGAGUGGCUAUGACACAGAGAAUCAAGGAACACAAAAAUCCAAUGACAGAUUCGCGUCUUCAACUACGGUGAGCCACAAUGGGAAGGAUAAGCCAUCAUUGAUUUACUGCAAGCCGUAUGUGGCUGGCCAUUUGAAUCCCUCCACCGCGGACACAGCUAUACCGACUCGCAAGAGAACUAGAUCCUCCCAGAUUCACCCAGAGCCUGGGGUAAUUCCACUUCCAACGACUCCAACCCACGGAAGUCCAGGAGAUGGACUUCGGCGCAGCGCGAGAAAGAAACGCAAAAUUAGCAAUUACUCAAAACUCAUCGAUGUUGGAGCCGAGACAAGUGACAGCGAGCAGCCUGUGACAUCUUCACAGCCCUAG
Molecule: messenger RNA, 2283 nt
Organism: Aspergillus ochraceoroseus IBT 24754
Lineage: Eukaryota; Fungi; Ascomycota; Eurotiomycetes; Eurotiales; Aspergillaceae
Product: putative meiosis specific protein Hop1
Exons: 11
Coding region: 1-2283 (760 amino acids)
Biological process (GO): synaptonemal complex assembly; meiotic recombination checkpoint signaling
Cellular component (GO): nucleus
Source: RefSeq, a predicted model, not a curated record